Messenger RNA from Lolium rigidum, 1504 nucleotides. RefSeq names its product 2-oxoglutarate and iron-dependent oxygenase domain-containing protein CP2. Gene Ontology annotation, molecular function: oxidoreductase activity, acting on paired donors, with incorporation or reduction of molecular oxygen; iron ion binding; L-ascorbic acid binding. NCBI's taxonomy places the organism in Eukaryota, Viridiplantae, Streptophyta, Magnoliopsida, Poales, Poaceae. The record is from RefSeq and is a predicted model, not a curated record. The transcript is spliced from 9 exons. The coding region runs from base 127 to 1308 and encodes 393 amino acids.
GAGCGUGUGUCCUUUUCUCAUCGGCCCGUGGGACCUGAAAGAACUCAUCGAAACCCUAUCCAGCCUCGAUUCGCCACCAAACCCUAACCCUAUUCCGCUUGAUGUUGUGAUUCCGCCGCGCUUGCCAUGGCUCUAGAGGGGCCCGCGGAGCGACGGGACGAAGGCCAGCAGGCAGGGGUGGCGAACGGGAACUGCGUGGCUCCGCCGCCGUCGCGGAUGGCCGGCCGGCCAUCGGGCACCACUGCGCACUCUGACAGGCGGCUGCGGUUCAACCCGAACACGGAACAUAAGUCGCUGGACUACACCGACGUGCGCGGUGAGUACGCGCCGGCCGUCUACAGCGCCCUGGAGCGGCACCUCCCGCCUAGCCUCCUUGAGGCCGACCGUGACGUCAAGCUACAGUUCAUGCGUGACAUACUCGCUCGCUACUGGCCCCAUGGCGAGCGCAACAAGGUUCAAAGGCACAAAGAAUACAGGCAGAAGAUACUCCACCUCUAUAAGCCACUUCAUGGAGAAUUAUACACAAUGCAUCCUUCAGCUUUCUUCUUACCAACAUUCCUUGAAGCAGUAAGAACUAAUACAGAAGAAAGUAUUGCAAGUAUAAUGACUGAGCCAACUCCUGGUGUUUUUUCAUUUGCUAUGUUACAGCCCAACUUUUGUGACAUGCUGUUGGAGGAGGUAGAGAACUUUGAAAAGUGGGUUCAUGCAAUGAAAUUUAAGAUAAUGAGGCCAAAUACAAUGAAUAAGUAUGGUGCGGUACUUGAUGAUUUUGGCCUGGAAGCUGUGCUGAACCAGUUCAUGGAGGAGUUCAUAGCUCCAAUUUCUAAAGUUUUUUACUCUGAGGUUGGUGGGGGGACAUUGGACUCUCAUCAUGCUUUUGUUGUUGAGUACGGGAAAGACCGAGAUGUUGAACUUGGUUUCCAUGUCGAUGAUUCUGAGGUAACAUUAAAUGUUUGCCUUGGCAAACAAUUCUCUGGUGGUGAAUUAUACUUUCGUGGCAUCCGCUGUGAGAAUCACGUGAACUCAGAAACACAACAUGAGGAAAUGUAUGAUUACUCUCAUAUUCCUGGACGAGCUGUGCUUCAUCGUGGUCGUCAUAGACAUGGUGCUAGACCAACAACAUCAGGGCUCAGAAUGAACCUGCUUUUGUGGUGUAGAAGCUCUGUGUUCAGAGAGAUGAAGAAAUACCAGAAAGAUUUUUCUGGUUGGUGCGGCGAAUGCCAGCGCGAAAAGAGAGAGAGACAGAUUCAGUGUGUCAAAGCGACCAAGCUGGCAUUUCUUAGGGGUGGUGGAGGGGGAAUGAUUUAAGCCAUAUCUACUGCAUGUAUUUUUAUAGUCUUGUAUUAUAUUGACAUCGUUUGAUCAUUUGGAAUACAUGUAGUAGUCGUUCAGCUUUCUGCCCGUAUCUUUAUUAAUGUUUCAUGUAAAUCUAGACUAACUGCUGCAGGCUGCGUGAUUUGCCUCGCGCCUUAUAUAUUGAAAGACUUCAGUCUCACAAACAUUA